This is a messenger RNA of Tribolium madens (black flour beetle), 1702 nucleotides long. RefSeq names its product succinyl-CoA:3-ketoacid coenzyme A transferase 1, mitochondrial (gene SCOT). The transcript is spliced from 7 exons. Gene Ontology annotation, cellular component: mitochondrion. Gene Ontology annotation, molecular function: succinyl-CoA:3-oxo-acid CoA-transferase activity. Lineage: Eukaryota; Metazoa; Arthropoda; Insecta; Coleoptera; Tenebrionidae. Gene Ontology annotation, biological process: ketone body catabolic process. The record is from RefSeq and is a predicted model, not a curated record. Bases 65 to 1630 code for a protein of 521 amino acids.
AUGGAACCGUUGUUGGUAACAUUUCAAUGCAACAGCUGUGGCGAGUAACUCGCGUUUCUGUGCAAUGUUGAACGUGGUUUGUUUCACUUUGAGAGGUGGAAGGAGUGUGUUAUGCAAGGAAACGGUGGAUUUGUCGUCGGGAAAAGUAUGCAAGAUCUUGGCUUGUAACUUGUCCACCAAAGUCCGCCGCAGCAAAAUCUACACCGACAUCACCGAAACCAUCAAGGACAUCCCCGAUGGCUCCAAACUCCUCGUUGGAGGUUUCGGCCUUUGUGGCAUCCCCGAAAACCUCAUCGCCGCGCUUUUGGCCCACCCCGCCCAAAACUACACCGUCGUCUCCAACAACGCUGGUGUUGAAAACUUCGGCUUGGGCCUCCUUCUCCAAAAACGCAAAAUCAAAAGAAUGAUUUCCUCCUACGUUGGAGAAAACCCCGAAUUUGAACGCCAAUACUUAUCCGGGGAAUUAGAACUUGAACUCACACCACAAGGGACUCUAGCUGAGCGAAUCCGAGCUGGGGGUGCUGGAAUCCCGGCCUUUUACACCCCCACAGCCUUCGGGACUCUAGUACACGAAGGCGGGGCUCCCAUUUGCUACGACAAGGAUGGAAAAAUCAAGAUUGCGAGUCCCCCAAGACAAUCGCAGAGUUUUGGAGGGAAAAACUACAUCAUGGAGGAGGCCAUCACGGGGGAUUUUGCCCUAAUCAAGGCCUGGAAGGCCGACCCACACGGCAACUUGAUUUUCAACAAAUCGGCCCGGAAUUUCAACCCAGCAAUGGGCAAAGCGGCCAAAAUCACCAUCGCAGAAGUGGAGGAAAUAGUCAAUGUGGGUGAAAUCGGGCCGGAUGAAGUCCAUUUACCUGGGAUUUUCGUCGAUAGAGUCAUUAAAGGCUCAAAAUACGAAAAACGGAUCGAGAAAGUGUGUGUUAGUAAAGAAGAGAGUGACAAAGGGAGUAGCAAAUCCCCUGCUGCCCUUCUAAGGGAACGGAUCAUCCGUAGGGCUGCUCUGGAGUUCAAAGACGGGAUGUAUGCCAAUUUGGGGAUUGGGAUGCCGAUGCUCGCCUCGAAUUACAUCCCCAACGACAUGGAGGUGUUUCUCCAAUCCGAGAACGGGAUUCUGGGAUUAGGACCGUUCCCCACCCCCAAAAAUGUGGACCCGGAUUUGAUCAAUGCGGGCAAGGAGACUGUCACUGUUGUUCCAGGGGCGUCGUAUUUUGGCAGUGAUGACAGUUUUGCCAUGAUUCGGGGGGGCCACAUUGAUUUGACCAUGUUGGGGGCGAUGGAGGUGUCCCAAUUUGGGGAUUUGGCCAACUGGAUGAUUCCUAAAAAGCUUGUCAAGGGCAUGGGGGGUGCGAUGGACCUGGUGGCGGCCCCUGGCACCAAAGUGGUGGUCUGUAUGGAGCACAAUGCCAAGAAUGGGAGCCCCAAAAUUUUGGAAAAGUGCACUUUGCCCCUAACUGGAAAACAAUGUGUUGACAUGAUCAUCACCGAGAAGGCUGUGUUUGAAAUUGACCAAACCAAAGGUCUCACUCUUGUCGAAAUCGCCGACAAUGUCACACUAGACGAUGUCAAAAACACCACUGGUUGUAAAUUCGAAGUGUCAAAGGAUUUGAAAAAAAUGGGACAAAUUUAAUAUAUAUAAUAUUUAAUAUAUUUAAUAAUUUUUACAAAAAAUACUUUGUUUUAUUCGCGAAACUUAGCCUUG